UUCGCGAGACCGCUCGAUUUCUGUAGCCGUUUGUUCAAAAAAUCUCACGAGAAUACAUCCUUCCCUUCCGGUUUCUGUGAGUGCAGAAUCAGCUGGUAUCGGAAACCAGUGCAAGUCCUCUGUCAUUUGCACCCAGCGACAUUGAGUAAGGAGUAACCUUCUCCAGCUUCCUAAACGCCAAAGUGUGUUUUGGUCAGGGAAGAGUGGGCCAUGGGAAACAUAUUUGGAAACUUGCUCAAGAGCCUCAUUGGAAAGAAGGAGAUGCGAAUCCUGAUGGUGGGACUGGAUGCAGCUGGGAAAACAACAAUCUUGUACAAACUGAAGCUGGGUGAAAUCGUAACUACCAUUCCUACCAUUGGAUUCAAUGUGGAAACAGUCGAGUUUAGAAACAUCAGCUUCACUGUCUGGGAUGUGGGCGGCCAAGACAAAAUUCGCCCCCUUUGGAGACAUUAUUUUCAGAACACCCAGGGCUUGAUAUUCGUGGUGGAUAGUAAUGAUCGAGAGCGAGUAAAUGAAGCCCGAGAGGAGUUGAUGAGAAUGUUGGCUGAAGAUGAGCUGCGAGAAGCUGUCUUACUUGUGUUUGCAAACAAACAGGAUCUCCCAAAUGCCAUGAAUGCGGCGGAGAUCACUGAUAAGCUGGGUCUUCACUCUCUGCGUCACCGAAGCUGGUACAUCCAAGCAACCUGUGCUACAAGUGGAGAUGGCCUCUAUGAAGGUCUGGACUGGCUCGCCAACCAGCUCAAGAACAAGAAGUGAUGCAGCACUUAGAGAGUUGGUGACAAGGAGCGUGCAUCUGGAUGAGCGCGGUGAUCACUCUGCCAACUUUUUCCAUCCAGUCAUCUGGCUUGUGUUUAUUUAUUUUAUUUUUAUUUUAUCUUUAUUAUUGUUUUCCCCUUCUUGAUUAGUUGUCUCUCUUGGGUGUGAUGUUUCAGGUUUCGUUAGUUAAAGGUGCACAUCCCUUAUUGAUGCUAAGUUGAGUUUAAAUCUGUAUGUUAAGGAGCGUGAUGGUGGAGAGAGCACUGGUCCCUCCCCUACACCUCCAGUAUUCUAAUGUGAUUCUUAUGUGCAAUAGUGUGCUGUAGUCCCUGGUGCAAGUCUGCAUUCACUAAGCUUUGGGACCAGAACAUUUUUUUUACCUCACUGAAAGAGGGUAUGUUUUUAAUUUACUGGCUUGUGCAAGUCGACAAGGGAACUGCAACCAGAGUAUUGGUCAGAUCUGUAGUAUAGGUUAUGUAUUGGUAUCUUUGGGGAAAACAUUGUCUUUAAGGCAGCUAUGGUGUAAAUGUGCAGUGCACAGCACCAGCCAUUUGCUUGGGAACAUGAAAGUGGUAUGAUUUCAGUUUUGUUACUAAUACUGGAUCAGUUUCUUUUACUUUGCUUUCGGGGAAACUUCAUGGUUUGCUUGUUUUGGAAUGCACAGCAUGCUACAAGAGUCUGCAGAGCAGGCUUAUAAACACUGGUAAAUGUAUUAUUUAUUGCAACAGCUUUUGUGUUUUAUGAACCAGAAGCAGGUUUUACAGGUCACUUGCUUGUGGGUAAGGGGCUAGGGGGAUUUUUAAAAAUGUCAAGUACUAAAAUAAAGAAUUCUGGGAAAAACAUUGUAAGGUGAAAAAAACAAGAGAACUAGAUUACAGUUGUUAUAGCUAGUAUGUUCUGUUCUUUCCAGUCCCAAAUUGGCUUCUGAUUUUGUGUGUGUGUGUGUGUGUGUGUGUGUGUGUGUGUGUGUGUGUGUGUGUGUGUGUGUGUGUGUGUGUGUGUGUGUGUGUGUGUCAUUGGCGAAGACUGCUUAUAGUCUGCCCCAUGUUGAUUGGGUUAGUUGUGGGGUGGUUAGUCUGUAAUAUCAGUUAGUUGAUGUUUUCCUCCUGUCUUUAGGUCCUUUCCUGGAUUCCAAUUCCUUCAGUUUGUUCCUGGCCGGAAAUAGGGAGAGGUACUCCUCUGGGCUGGCAGCACUGAUCCUUUUAAAGUAUUGGCUAACACUGUAUGUGUAACGCACAAUUUUAGCAACCACUGAAGUAAACCAGGACUUGGAUUUUUUGAUUCCUUCAAGAUCUGUUAUUGCAGAAGAAGCCUGCUUGGCCACAGGGUAGGUUGAUGGACUUCUGUUGUAUGCCACUAUUUGAGGUUAGUAUUUAUACAUACUGGGGGUAGUAAUCCGCAAAAGUGGGAAUGUGUAGAGCUGUGUACUGAAAGACACUGAGUCAUUUUGCCAGUGUCCUGUUUGAGAAGUAGAAGGGGUAUUUAUUUUAUGUGGCCUUUGCACUUUUUUAUUGCACUUUUAUUUUUGAUGGGUCAUUCCAUUUUUUUAAUAAUUUUGAAUGGUUUUACGGAGUACAUAUUCUGCUGUUUGAAACUCAUUCAAUUUUCUAUGUUGUGACUUUUUGACCGUUUUUAGUGCUGGAUCAGUUUUGUUGGAAUAUACACUGUAUGUUUAAUCUCUACCGUUGCUCUUUAAGUGGUGCGCAAACUCACACAAUUUAAACCCUGACUAAAUAUUAAAUAUGUUUUAUGUACCUUA
Molecule: messenger RNA, 2515 nt
Organism: Protopterus annectens (West African lungfish)
Lineage: Eukaryota; Metazoa; Chordata; Ceratodontiformes; Protopteridae
Gene: ARF3
Product: ADP ribosylation factor 3
Exons: 5
Coding region: 211-756 (181 amino acids)
Biological process (GO): intracellular protein transport; vesicle-mediated transport
Cellular component (GO): cytoplasm; plasma membrane
Molecular function (GO): GTPase activity; GTP binding
Source: RefSeq, a predicted model, not a curated record